Acomys russatus (golden spiny mouse) is the source of this 5169-nucleotide messenger RNA. It is a transcript of the gene Pcdh15, whose product is annotated as protocadherin related 15. Gene Ontology annotation, molecular function: calcium ion binding. Gene Ontology annotation, cellular component: stereocilium; plasma membrane. NCBI's taxonomy places the organism in Eukaryota, Metazoa, Chordata, Mammalia, Rodentia, Muridae. The transcript is spliced from 32 exons. Bases 16 to 5169 code for a protein of 1717 amino acids. Gene Ontology annotation, biological process: homophilic cell-cell adhesion; sensory perception of sound; inner ear development. The record is from RefSeq and is a predicted model, not a curated record.
AUUCUGGUGGACAACAUGUUGAUUAAGGGGACUGCUGGAGGACCAGACCCCACCAUAGAACUCUCUUUAAAGGACAACGUGGACUACUGGGUGUUGCUGGACCCCGUUAAACAGAUGCUUUUCCUGAACAGUACCGGAAGAGUUCUGGAUCGAGACCCACCAAUGAACAUACACUCCAUCGUGGUGCAAGUCCAGUGCGUCAACAAGAAGGUCGGCACUGUUAUCUAUCACGAAGUACGCAUCGUAGUGAGAGACAGGAACGACAACGCACCCACGUUCAAGCACGAAAGCUACUACGCUACGGUGAAUGAGCUCACUCCAGUUGGCACCACAAUAUUCACAGGGUUUUCAGGAGACAAUGGAGCUACAGACAUAGAUGACGGCCCUAAUGGACAGAUAGAAUAUGUCAUUCAGUAUAACCCAGAAGAUCCGACAUCCAACGACACCUUUGAGAUUCCGCUCAUGUUGACCGGAAACGUGGUGCUGAGGAAACGUCUCAACUACGAGGAUAAGACCCGCUACUACGUCAUCAUCCAAGCUAAUGACCGUGCGCAAAAUCUGAACGAGAGGCGAACGACCACCACCACCCUCACGGUGGACAUUCUAGAUGGAGAUGACCUGGGACCAAUGUUCCUGCCCUGUAUUCUUGUGCCAAACACCCGUGACUGCCGUCCACUCACCUACCAAGCUGCCAUUCCUGAACUGAGGACGCCGGAAGAACUGAACCCUAUUUUGGUGACCCCACCUAUCCAAGCCAUUGAUCAGGACCGAAACAUCCAACCACCAUCAGAUCGACCUGGCAUCCUCUACUCCAUCCUUGUCGGCACCCCUGAGGACUACCCACGCUUUUUCCACAUGCAUCCCAGGACUGCAGAACUCACCCUUCUGGAGCCAGUAAACAGAGACUUCCAUCAGAAAUUUGAUUUGGUUAUUAAGGCUGAACAGGACAACGGGCACCCGCUUCCUGCCUUUGCUAGUCUACACAUCGAAAUUCUGGAUGAAAACAAUCAGAGCCCAUAUUUCACAAUGCCCAGCUACCAAGGAUACAUCCUGGAAUCUGCCCCAGUUGGAGCCACCAUUUCUGAGAGCCUAAACUUAACCACCCCUCUGAGAAUUGUAGCCCUGGACAAAGACAUAGAAGACGUACCACCUGGUGGAGUUCCUACAAAAGAUCCAGAACUCCACCUUUUUCUGAAUGAUUAUACCUCAGUCUUCACUGUUACACCCACUGGCAUCACCCGCUACCUUACCCUCCUUCAACCUGUGGACAGAGAGGAACAGCAAACCUACACAUUUCUGAUAACAGCAUUCGAUGGUGUGCAAGAAAGUGAACCAGUCGUGGUCAAUAUUCGCGUGAUGGAUGCAAAUGACAACACUCCCACCUUCCCCGAAAUCUCCUAUGAUGUCUACGUUUACACAGACAUGAGCCCUGGGGACAGUGUCAUUCAGCUGACAGCAGUAGACGCUGAUGAAGGCUCUAACGGGGAGAUCUCCUAUGAAAUACUGGUGGGAGCCCAGGGAGACUUCGUGAUCAACAGGACCACGGGGCUGGUGAGCAUUGCGCCAGGAGUGGAGUUGAUCGUGGGACGGACAUAUGCACUUACAGUGCAGGCCUCGGACAACGCCCCGCCUGCAGAGAGAAGGCACUCCAUCUGUACCGUGUACAUCGAGGUCCUGCCUCCCAACAACCAGAGCCCUCCCCGCUUCCCACAGCUGAUGUACAGUCUGGAAGUCAGUGAAGCCAUGAGGAUCGGGGCUGUGUUGUUAAAUCUCCAGGCAACAGAUCGGGAAGGAGACCCCAUCACAUACGCCAUCGAGAACGGAGACCCUCAGCGAGUCUUUAAUCUUUCAGAAACCACUGGGAUUCUCACUCUAGGGAAGGCGCUAGACAGGGAGAGCACAGACCGUUACAUCCUCAUUGUCACAGCCUCGGAUGGCAGACCAGAUGGGACCUCAACUGCCACUGUGAACGUGGUGGUGACAGAUGUCAAUGACAAUGCCCCUGUGUUCGAUCCCUAUCUGCCCAGGAAUCUCUCCGUGGUAGAGGAGGAGGCCAAUGCCUUCGUGGGCCAAGUGAGGGCAACAGACCCAGAUGCUGGGAUAAAUGGCCAAGUGCACUACAGCCUGGGGAACUUCAACAACCUUUUCCGCAUCACAUCCAAUGGCAGCAUUUACACAUCAGUGAAGCUGAACAGGGAAGCCAGGGACCACUACGAACUGGUUGUUGUGGCAACGGACGGAGCAGUGCACCCUCGGCAUUCAACCCUGACACUGUACAUCAAGGUGUUGGACAUUGAUGAUAACAGUCCUGUUUUUACCAACUCAACGUACACAGUCGUUGUCGAAGAGAAUCUGCCAGCGGGGACCACUUUCCUUCAGAUAGAGGCCAAGGAUGUCGAUCUUGGAGCAAAUGUGUCAUAUCGGAUCAGGAGCCCGGAAGUGAAGCACCUUUUCGCACUGCACCCAUUUAGUGGAGAACUGUCCCUUUUGAGGAGUUUGGAUUAUGAAGCCUUUCCCGACCAGGAAGCAAGCAUUACAUUCCUGGUGGAGGCCUUCGAUAUUUACGGGACAAUGCCACCUGGUAUAGCGACAGUCACAGUUAUUGUGAAGGAUAUGAAUGACUACCCUCCAGUGUUUAGCAAGCGCAUCUACAAGGGCAUGGUGGCUCCAGAUGCAGUCAAGGGGACACCAAUCACCACCGUUUAUGCUGAAGAUGCAGACCCUCCUGGCUUGCCUGCCAGCCGGGUGAGGUAUAGAGUGGAUGAUGUGCAGUUUCCAUACCCUGCCAGUAUUUUUGAUGUAGAAGAAGAUUCUGGAAGAGUAAUAACUCGUGUCAAUCUUAAUGAAGAGCCUACAACAAUUUUUAAGCUGGUGGUGGUGGCUUUUGAUGAUGGCGAGCCUGUGAUGUCCAGCAGUGCCACGGUGAGAAUUCUCGUCUUACACCCUGGAGAGAUCCCACGCUUUACCCAGGAGGAAUAUAGACCUCCUCCUGUAAGCGAGCUUGCUGCCAGAGGGACUGUAGUUGGUGUCAUUUCUGCUGCCGCCAUCAAUCAGAGCAUCGUGUACUCCAUUGUGGCAGGAAACGAGGAAGAUAAGUUUGGGAUCAACAAUGUCACGGGUGUCAUCUACGUGAACUCACCUCUGGAUUAUGAGACAAGGACUAGCUAUGUGCUUCGCGUGCAGGCGGACUCUCUGGAAGUGGUCCUCGCCAAUCUCCGAGUCCCUUCCAAAAGCAAUACAGCCAAAGUGUACAUUGAGAUUCAGGAUGAAAACGAUCAUCCUCCAGUGUUUCAGAAGAAAUUCUACAUUGGAGGUGUGUCUGAAGACGCAAGGAUGUUUGCAUCUGUGCUCAGAGUGAAGGCCACAGACAGGGACACAGGAAACUAUAGCGCCAUGGCCUAUAGGCUCAUCAUACCACCGAUUAAAGAGGGCAAAGAGGGAUUCGUGGUGGAAGCAUACACAGGGCUCAUCAAGACAGCCAUGCUCUUCCACAAUAUGAGGCGAUCCUACUUCAAGUUUCAAGUGAUCGCAACUGAUGACUACGGGAAGGGGUUGAGCGGGAAAGCUGAUGUACUGGUUUCAGUGGUCAAUCAACUGGAUAUGCAGGUCAUUGUCUCCAAUGUGCCCCCUACGCUGGUGGAGAAGAAGAUCGAAGAUCUUACAGAGAUCUUGGAUCGCUAUGUUCAGGAGCAAAUUCCCGGUGCCAAGGUUGUGGUGGAGUCCAUAGGUGCCCGUCGCCAUGGAGACGCCUUCUCCCUAGAAGACUAUAGCAAGUGUGACCUGACUGUCUAUGCCAUCGACCCUCAGACCAACAGAGCCAUUGACAGAAACGAGCUUUUUAAAUUCCUGGAUGGCAAACUGCUUGAUAUCAAUAAAGACUUUCAGCCUUAUUACGGCGAAGGAGGGCGCAUUCUGGAGAUCCGGACUCCGGAGGCAGUGACAAGCAUCAAGAAGCGAGGAGAAAGCUUGGGGUACACAGAGGGGGCCUUGCUGGCCUUGGCCUUCAUCAUCAUCCUGUGCUGCAUCCCAGCCGUUUUGGUUGUCUUAGUGAGCUACCGACAACGCCAGGCUGAGUGCACGAAGACUGCCAGGAUCCAGUCUGCCAUGCCAGCAGCCAAACCUGCAGCUCCUGUACCCGCUGCACCCCCGCCACCCCCACCGCCACCCCCAGGAGCACAUCUCUAUGAGGAGCUGGGAGAGAGCACCAUGCAUAAGUAUGAAAUGCCCCAGUAUGGGAGUCGCCGCCGGCUGCUCCCACCUGCUGGACCAGAGGAGUACGGUGAAGUGGCUGAAGAAGAAUAUGAAGAGGAAGAGGAAGAGCCAGAGAAAGUUAAAAAGCCCAAAGUUGAGAUUAGAGAACCUAGCGAGGAAGAGGUGGCCGUCACUGUUGAGAAGCCACCAGCAGCUGAGCCCUCAUACCCAGCGUGGAAGAGAGCCAGGAUUUUCCCAAUGAUUUUUAAGAAAGUCAGAGGUCUCGCUGAGAAAAGAGGCAUUGACCUUGAGGGUGAGGAGUGGAGACGGCGCCUUGAGGAAGAAGACAAAGACUACCUCCAACUAACUUUAGACCAGGAGGAAGCUACAGAAAGCACCGUGGAAUCGGAGGAGGAGUCCAGCGACUACACGGAGUACACAGAAACAGAAUCCGAGUUCAGUGAGUCCGAGACCACUGAAGAAUCGGAGUCGGAGACUCCGUCUGAGGAAGCGGAGGAAAGCUCUACCCCUGAGUCAGAGGAAUCUGAGUCCACUGAGUCAGAAGGCGAGAAGGCAAGGAAAAACAUCGUGCUGGCUAGAAGGCGGCCCGUGGUAGAGGAAGUACAGGCAGUGAAAGGCAAGAGAGAGGAGCCACCUGUGGAGCAGGAAGAAGAGCCUCCAGCGGAGGAGGAGGAACAGCUGGAGGAAGGAGAAGAAAGUGAACCAGCUCCCAUAGAUGAGUCCACAGACCUGGAGGCUCAAGACGUCCCUGAGGAGGGCAGUGCAGAAUCCGCCUCCAUGGAAAAGGGCGUGGAAAGCGAGGAGUCCGAGUCAGAACUGAGCACUAGCAGCAGUACUAGUGAAAGUCUCUCCGGAGGCCCCUGGGGCUUCCAGGUGCCAGAAUACGACAGAAGGAAGGAUGCAGACCCAAAGAAAUCUCCGGGGGCAAACUCGGAAGGUUACAACACAGCCCUUUAG